Lemur catta (Ring-tailed lemur) is the source of this 6213-nucleotide messenger RNA. It is a transcript of the gene LMO7, whose product is annotated as LIM domain 7. The coding region runs from base 311 to 5491 and encodes 1726 amino acids. Gene Ontology annotation, biological process: regulation of signaling; regulation of cell adhesion. Gene Ontology annotation, molecular function: protein binding. The transcript is spliced from 32 exons. The record is from RefSeq and is a predicted model, not a curated record. NCBI's taxonomy places the organism in Eukaryota, Metazoa, Chordata, Mammalia, Primates, Lemuridae.
GUCGUCCGGGCUGGUGCCGCGCGCUCCCUCUCGUCGCUCUCUUCACCUCCCGCGCCCUGGCCGGCUGCUCGGGUCCCCGCGGACCUUGGGUCGCUUUCAGGAGUUUAGAGAAAGCAACGUCUUCAAGUUUGAAACCUUAACGAACUGCAGAGCGCAACAAAGGGAAAGGGAGCCCGGGCGUCUCCCCGCCGGAGGGAGGCCGGGGCGGCCUUGGCCCGCGUCCCCUCCCUGCCCGCCGGGCCCAGACGCGUGAGGGGACCCCCGCCCCUCCGCUCCCCGACUGAGUCUCUCUCCCUCUCUUGCCCUAGUCAUGGAAGGGGUGGAGGAGGCAGAGGCCGACUGUUCCUUAGCGUUCGCCGAGGCUCAGAGAUGGGUGGAGGCAGUUACGGAGAAGAAUUUUGAAACAAAGGAUUUUCGAGCUUCUCUAGAAAAUGGUGUUCUGUUGUGUGAUUUGAUUAAUAAGCUUAAACCUGGUGUCAUUAAGAAGAUCAAUAGACUGUCCACACCAAUAGCAGGUUUGGAUAAUAUAAAUGUUUUUUUGAAAGCUUGUGAACAGAUUGGAUUGAAAGAAGCCCAGCUUUUUCAUCCUGGGGAUCUACAGGAUUUAUCAAAUCGAGUCACUGUCAAGCAAGAAGAGACUGAUAGGAGAGUGAAAAAUGUUUUGAUAACGUUGUACUGGCUGGGAAGAAAAGCACAAAGUAACCCCUGUUAUAAUGGUCCCUAUCUCAAUUUGAAAGCAUUUGAGAAUCUUUUAGGACACGCUCUGACUAAGGCACUUGAAGACUCCAGCUGCUUGAAAAGAAGCGGCAGGGACAGUGGCUACGGUGAUCUCUGGUGUCCUGAGCGUGGAGAAUUCCCUGCCCCUCCAGGCCACCACAGGAGAGAAGAUUCCUUUGAAAGCUUGGACUCUUUGGGCUCAAGGUCAUUGACUAGCUGCUCCUCUGAUAUCACACUGAGAGGGGGACGUGAAGGUUGCGAAAGUGACACAGAUUCUGAAUUUACGUUCAAAAUGCAGGAUUAUAAUAAAGAUGAUAUGUCAUAUCGAAGGAUUUCGGCUAUUGAACCAAAGUCUGCUUUACCAUUCAAUCGUUUUUUACCCAACAAAAGUAGACAGCCAUCCUAUGUGCCAGCACCUUUAAGGAAGAAAAAGCCAGACAAAAAUGAGGAUAACAGAAGAAGCUGGGCAAGCCCCAUCUAUGCGGAAGCAGAUGGAACAUUUUCAAGUAACCAGAGGAGAACUUGGGGCUCCAGUGUGGAGAACUGGCCAACAGUACAAGAAACUUCAAAGUCCUCUUGCUACUUGGAGGAGGAAGAAAAGACAACAAGCAUACCCAACGUGGUAAAGGACGAUCUUUAUGUGCGAAAGCUGAGUCCAAUCAUGCCAACCCCAGGGAAUUCUUUUGAUCAGUUUCUUCCCAAAUGUUGGAUCCCAGAAGAUGUGAACUGGAAAAGAAUAAAACGGGAAACUUAUAAGCCAUGGUAUAAAGAAUUUCAGGGAUUCAGUAGAAAGAAUUCAGACUCUGAGGAUGAGGACUCAGGCUCUGACAGAAGCUCCACCAUUUUUAGUAAAGUACAAAAAGCAGACCAUAGACUAGACAUCAGCUGUCAAAGGCAUUCACUCUUGCUGGAUCUAGCUACUAAACGGACCGUGAGAUCACGGGACACCCAUGCAGCCGGGAGAAGCAGUGGUACUUCAGAUGAGCCCAGUCAGUUUUUAUUACUUCAGGCCUUCCAAACAUACUCCGAUGACAUCUUGUCUUCUGAAACAAAUAUUAAAAUUGAUCCCACCUCUGGCCCAAGGGUCAUAACACGCAGGAAGAAUCUCUCUUACACUCCAGGCUAUGGAAGAGAUGAUCUUGCACUGUCAGCUCUGGACCCUGACUUAGAGAAUGACGAUUUCUUUGUCAGAAAGACUGGGGCUUUCCACGCAAAUCCGUAUGUUCUCCGAGCUUUUGAAGACUUCAGAAGGUUCUCUGACCAAGACGAUCCUGUAGAGCGAGAUAUAAUUUUGCAAUGUAGGGAAGGUGACCUUGUACUUCCAGAUUUGGAAAAAGACGAUAUGAUUGUUCGCCGAAUUCCAGCACAGAAGAAAGAAGUACCUCUGUCUGGGGCCCCAGAUAGAUACCAUCCAGUCCCUUUCCCUGAUCCCUGGACUCUUCCUCCAGAAAUUCAAGCAAAAUUUCUCUGUGUACUUGAAAGGACACGUCCAUCCAAAGAAAAAAGUAGUAGCUGUAGAAUAUUAGUUCCUUCAUACCGGCAGAAGAAAGAUGACAUGUUGACUCGUAAGAUCCAGUCUUGGAAACUGGGAACUACUGUGUCUCCUAUCAGUUUCACCCCUGGCCCCUGCAGUGAGGCCGACCUACAGAAAUGGGAAGCCAUCCGGGAGGCCAGCAGACUUAGGCACAAGAAGCGACUGAUGGUGGAGAGACUCUUUCAAAAGAUUUAUGGUGAGAAUGGGAGUAAGUCCAUGAGUGAUGUCAGCGCAGAGGAUGUUCAGAACUUGCGUCAGCUGCGUUACGAGGAGAUGCAGAAAAUAAAAUCACAAUUGAAAGAACAAGAUCAGAAAUGGCAGGAUGACCUUGCAAAAUGGAAAGAUCGUCGAAAAAGUUACACUUCAGAUUUGCAGAAGAAAAAAGAAGAGAGGGAAGAAAUUGAAAAGCAGGCGCUUGAGAAGUCCGAGAGAACCUCUAAGACGUUUAAGGAAAUGCUGCAGGACAGGGAAUCCCAAAAGGAAAAGUCUACAAUCACAUUGAGAAGGAGAAUGUAUUCUUAUGAUGAUGUACUGAAUGAAGAAAACCUACCUUCUAUACUGACUAUGUCAGAAGCAAGUUACCAGAGUGACAGAGUAGAAGAGAAAGGAACAAAUUAUCCUACAGAAAUUCCUAAAGAAGAUUCUGCAACUUUUGCAGAAAGAGAGGACGAUAUAACAGCUGAAAUUCAGCUUCCUUCUAAAAGCCUGGAGGAAGAACAACACCCAGUCUCUUUGUCUGCUCAGCGUUCACUGAGUACACAAAUGGCGUCGACUCGUGUUUCAGCUUCCCUCCCUAGAAGUUACCAGAAAACUGAUACAGCCAGGUUAACAUCUGUGGUCACACCGAGACCUUUUGGCUCUCAGUCAAGGGGAAUCUCAUCACUCCCCAGAUCCUACACGAUGGAUGAUGCUUGGAAGUAUAAUGGAGAUGUCGAAGGCAUUAAGAGAACUCAAACCAAUUCGGUCAGUACCUCCGCACAACACCUUGAAGUCAGCCAGCUUGCUACGAGCUCAUCGAGCCAGAAGGAGGCAGCAGCAGCAGAAGAUGUGAUGAGGUUGCCCUCUCCUACACCCUCCUUCUCAUCUCUUUCCCAAGACCAGGCCGCCACUUCUAAAGCCACACUGACUUCACUAUCUGGCCUCGAUUUAAUGUCUGAAUCUGGAGAAGGGGGAAACUCACCCCAAAGAGAGGUCCCAAGAUCACAGGAUCAGUUUAGUGAUAUGAGAAUCAGCAUAAACCAGACGCCUGGGAACAGUCUUGACUUUGGAUUUACAGUAGAAUGGACUUUUUCUGGCAUCUUCGUAGCAUCCAUUGAAGCAGGUAGCCCAGCAGAAUUUUCUCAGCUCCAGGUAGAUGAUGAAAUUAUUGCUGUUAACAACACCAAGUUUUCAUAUAAGGAUAAGAAAGAGUGGGAGGAAACCAUGGCUAAAGCUCAAGAAACUGGAAACUUAGUAAUGGACAUCAGGCGCUAUGGAAAGUCUGACUGGGGCAAAGACCUACCUUCCCUGCCAUUUACACAGCAUAAAACUCUCAAUCUCACCAGUAUGGCUACCAAAAUUAUAGGUUCACCUGAAACAAAGUGGAUUGAUGCAACUUCUGGAAUUUACAACUCAGACAAAUCUUCAGAUCUGUCUAUGAUGACUGAUUUCUCUGUAAACCUUCAGAGUUCUAAUACUGAAUCCAAAGAAAUCAAUGGAAUUCAUGAUGAAAGUAACACUUUUGACUCAAAAGCAUCUGAACCCAUUUCUUUGAAAAACUUAAAAAGGCGAUCACAAUUUUUUGAACAAGGAAGCUCUGAUUCUGUGGCUCCUGAUCUUCCAGUUCCAGCCCUCAGUGCCCCGAGUCGCUGGGCAUGGGAUCCAGAGGAGGAGCGGAAGCGGCAAGAGCGGUGGCAGAAGGAGCAGGACCGCCUGCUGCAGGAAAAAUAUCAACGUGAGCAGGAGAAACUGAGGGAAGAGUGGCAAAGGGCCAAACAGGAGGCCGAGAGAGAGAAUUCCAAGUAUUUGGACGAGGAACUGAUGGUCCUGAACUCAAACCGCAUUUCUCUGACCACACGGGAGCCCGCUCUUGCCACCUGGGAGGCCACCUGGAGUGAAGGGUCCAAGUCCUCCGACAGGGAGGGGACCCGAGCAGGAGAGGAGACGAGAGAGCACCAAGAGGAAGUUGCUCCUGGGGACCAAAUAAAGAAGCUGCAGGAACAACGCACUGUGGAGAGGGAGCAGGAACUGAAGCAGCAACGGCAGCAGGAAGAGCAGGAGGAGUGGCUUCGGGCCCAGGCCGAGGAGCAGAAGCGCCAGGCGGAAGAGCUGAAGCGCGGGGCAGAAGAGCAGAAGCGACAGACAGAAAGGGAGAGGGAAACGUCUGUCAGAAUAUACCAGUACAGGAGGCCUAUUGAUUCCUAUGAUAUACCAAAGGAGGAGGAAGAAUCUUCAGGUUUGCUUCCUAGUGACAGGAAUAAAUCCAGAUCUACUACUGAACUGAAUGAUUACCCUAUAAAUAAAAAUGGAAGCAAUAGAUAUUUAGACCGAAUUGGAAGCUCUAGCUCUUCACAGAGGAGCUCCAAGAAGGAACAAGGACCAUCAGAAGCGGAGUUGGAGAGACAACAAAUCCUUCAGGAAAUGAGGAAGAGAACGUCCCUUCACAAUGACAACAGCUGGAUCCGACAGCGCAGUUCCAGUGUGAAUAAAGAGCCUAUUUGUCUGCCUGGGAUCAUGAGAAGAGGCGAAUCUCUAGAUAACCUGGACUCCCCACGAUCCAAUUCUUGGAGACAGUCCCCUUGGCUCAAUCAGUCUACAGGGUUCCAUGCAUCUUCCUCCAUGCAAGACUUCAGUCACCCACCACCUCAGCUGGUGUCCACGUCAAACCGUGCCUACAUGCGGAACCCGUCCUCCAGCAUGCCCCCACCUUCCGCUGGCCCCGCAAAGACCACUGCUGUGGGUGGAGCCCCCACCCCUCAAAACCAUUCCCCUUCAACUUCACAGUCAGGUUCUCAGCCACGCAGCAGGUCAGUCAGUGGGAAGCGCAUGUGUUCCUAUUGUAAUAAAAUUCUGGGCAAAGGAGCUGCCAUGAUCAUCGAGUCCCUGGGUCUUUGUUAUCAUUUACAUUGUUUUAAGUGUGUGUCCUGUAAGUGUGACCUCGGAGGCUCUUCCUCAGGAGCCGAAGUCAGAAUCCGAAACCACCAACUGUACUGCAACGACUGCUAUCUCAGAUUCAAAUCUGGACGGCCAACCGCCAUGUGAUGUAAGCCUCCACACGAAAGCACUGUUGCAGAUAGAAGAAGAGGUGGUGGCUGCUGAUGUAGAUCUAUAAAUAUGUGUUGUAUGUCCUUUUUGCUUUCUUUUUUUAAAAAAAGAAUAACUUUUCUUUCUUUUUUUUUUUUUUGCUUCUUUAGAUUAUAUAGGAACAUUGUAGUCUUGGUAGAAUCUGUAUUUUUUGUUGUUUAUUUAUAAGAAAGUAAUUAUGUGUAGGAGAAAAGUGCAGUAUUGUUGAAUUCAGCAUCUUAAAAGCACAAGGGAAAAAAUAAAAACUUAAAAAUAUUUUUGAAGCUGAAAAUGAUCUAGUUUGACUUUCUAGUGGUGUUUUGAAGAGGGUAUUUUAUCGUUUUUUAAAAAAGUUCUUAAACAUUAUUUGAAAUAGUUAAUAUAAAUAUGUAAUUGCAUUUGCUCUGUUUAUUGUAAUGUAUUCUAAAUUAAUGCAGAACUAUAUGGAAAAUUUCAUUGAAAUCCAUCCCCAAACUUGCUUUCUGUAUCCUUCCUUGCACCUAUGUAAUAUGAUUUAAAAAAUUUACUUUAUGUAACAUUUUAUUUGCUUGAUGAGGGGAGCUCUAUUUUCCUUAACAAUAGAAAGCUGCUUAUUUUCAUUGAUGAAAAAUAACCACGGUUUGUAUACCAGAAGUUUUCUCCUGAAACUAGGGAACCUUUCUGUUCAAUUGCAUUUGUAAAUAAACUUGCUGAAGCAUUUA